CAUCUCUGCAACCAUGGGUCUACCAAUCACCACCACCGCCUCCAUCAGCGUCCCGGAGGCCAACUCCUUCGGAGCCACCGUCCUCCAGCCACAAGGCGACCACAAUUCCAACGGCCGUGGCGGCUGCCCGUUCAUCGCCAACACCCACAACAACGGCACUCCAGAUACUGCCCAUGCCAACAUCACCCAACAAGCAACGCCAGCGGCAUCGGCCGCGCCGUUGGGCAUCUUGAAUAAGCUGGAGAACCGCACCUUCACCGGAAGGGGCUUCAAUACCAUCUUCCGCCCCCACAGCACCACCUCUCCUACUGCAUUGCAUGCCACUCCCGUGUUGGAGCCGCCCUUUAUCCCGGACAACAUUCUCCAGCUCAACAUCACGCACGAGACUCAAGUGUUCGCUCCCGGUCUCGGAAAUGUCCCCAACCGUGGACUGAUGAAGCAGGAGGAUAUUGACCUUAACGGCGUUCCUUACACUCAGACCAUUCAUGAUUUCACGGAGGCGGAGACGAAACCUCCCGUCAUCCACUUCGAGCCUGGUCUCUGGAUGCACGUUCCCGCGACCACUAUCCCCAAGCUCAAGACCUCCCUUGCUCGCAUGGCUUCCAUCCCGCACGGCACCACCAUCAAUGCCCAGUGCUUCUCGGAGCCCUCCUUCAGUCGUGGGACACCAAUCAUCCCCGAAGUCGACAUCACUCCUUUCCCGGUCGGCGGCGGCAAAAAGAUCCACUUCCCUAGUCAAGACGUAGAAAACCCUGCUACCUUCCGCCUCCCCCAAGACCUCAACAAGUUCUUGCAAGCCAAUACAAUCACCCGAGAGAUGGUCAAGAACCCCAACAGCGUCCUGGAGCUGGCCAACAAGGGCAAGACCAUCCUCGAGAACACCUCGUACAGAAUCACAACCAAGCCCGAGGGAACCAACCUCGGCGGCGGCACCUCCAACAUCGGCUUCCUCGUCGGCGACGGCCAGCAAACCCUCGACCUCCUCAGCCGCGCCAACGCAAACGCCACCCGCAUGGAAGCCCAGUACUGGAUCUCCACCGUCCACACAAAGAUCCAUCUCGAGCCGUGGAAGGGACCCUCAGAGCACCAGCGGUGCAAGCAUUUCUCCCCGCUGCCCCUCCGCGAGGGCGAGGAGGUGCCCGUCUUUGAGGUCCACUUCCCGAUCCCGCAGGCAAAGACCGUGAGCGUGGAGUAUACCCAGCUCCAGUACACGCAGAAUGUCACACUGGACUUUGCUGGGCUGAGCUGGCCGCAUGUUACUGUUGGUACGCUUGUGCAGACAAGUCCUACGGUGUUGCAUGCUUCGAUUCUGAACCAGAAGGAGUGAGUUUGAGACUUACGGUUGGGCAUCUUCUAUGUUUACUAGCCAUUGACUUGGUUAUUGUUUCUUUUGUCAAACUUGAAGUAAUAUGGGCUCAGCACCCGGUACUAGCUGAGUCCAUGGAAAAGGAAAAUUGGACCGCAGAUCGAGAAAGCUUGCUGCGCCAAUGAGGAACAAGCAACCACGAGGAUGUACCCACCUAUAGCUCCUAAUAAAAUGAG
Colletotrichum phormii is the source of this 1542-nucleotide messenger RNA. RefSeq lists its product as uncharacterized. NCBI's taxonomy places the organism in Eukaryota, Fungi, Ascomycota, Sordariomycetes, Glomerellales, Glomerellaceae. Bases 14 to 1327 code for a protein of 437 amino acids. The transcript has a single exon. The record is from RefSeq and is a predicted model, not a curated record.